AUGAAUGUAACUGUUGUGGGAAGCUAUAAUAGUGAAAUAGGUUAUACAAUAAAACUUGACACCAAAUUGAUGUCUGAAUUACGAAUAUUUUUGGGUACUAAAUUUGAUAAAUUAGUAACAAAAAAAGAAAAAUCAAGGAUAAAAUUCAAUGAUUAUGAAAUUCGUGUAAAUAUAGAAGAAAUUGAAAAUGCUUUAAAAGAACGGUUAAAAGAAUUGUCAAAACAUGUACAGGAAAAAGAGAAUGGAACACAAAAUGAAAAAUCUUUUUUGAACUUGCUAUUCGAUACAAAAGUUUUGGACAUUAAUACUGUUACUGAAAAGCCAAGGGCUAUUUUAGAUCACGUUCAUGAAAGGAAAAAUGUUGGAAUUCCAUUUGAUUUGAUUUUCUAUGAUUUUAUUAAUCAAAUUAAAAAUGGAACCGUUAUCCUCAAAAAAAGGCAUAACAAAAAAAUUUUUGAGGAAAAGCAUAACAUGAUAAUUAAUGUUAAUUCAAUAUGUCAUCCUUAUUUAACCGAACUAGAAGAAUUAUUUAAAAAUUCAACUUUCCUUUCGGAAAAAAUUAAACAUAGUUAUUAUCAUAUGGAGAAGUUGAUCUGUAAGGGUAUGAUAGAGGUGAAAAAUAAUUCACAAAGUCCAUUGACUAGAACAGGCAAAGUUUAUUUUACAUCCAUGGAUGGAACACUUUGGUUUAAAACUUUUGGGAUCGGCGAGAAUAUUAAUGUCAAAAUAUUUGAGACAGAGACAAAUAUAAAAUUAAAGGCAAAAAUACCUAUGGCAAUUGUUGAAUUAAUUGAAGAGGUUAAAAUUGAAAGGGAAGAAUUGUUAAAAGAUGGUGAAAUGUUGAGAAAAUAUGAUAAUUUUAUUGUUGAAUUAAAAGAAAGAUGGUUUAGAUCCAUUUUUUAUGUCUUAUUUGAUCAAUUAUACAAAAGUAUAGACAAAAAGAAGCUGAUAAUUAAAUUAAGUAAAAAAAAUGAAGGAGAAGCAUGUACUAGCAAUAAUAUUAAAACAAUUCAAGAUAAACAAGAGGAACAUGUUCUUUAUUUUGACAAAAACAGUUUAAUUGGAAAAACAUUUUUGUUAAAAAUUUAUGGAAAAGAAAAUGCAGUAAAAUUAGUUAAAGGAAAAAAAGAUUCGGCAAUUUUUGUGAAUAUAAACAAUGAAAAUAAAAAUGAGAUUAGUAAAGGUAAGCUGAGGAUGAAUAAAAGAAAUAACUUGUGGGGAACAUUUUACUUCAGUUAG
Meloidogyne enterolobii is the source of this 1239-nucleotide messenger RNA. NCBI's taxonomy places the organism in Eukaryota, Metazoa, Nematoda, Chromadorea, Rhabditida, Meloidogynidae. The record is from the annotation of a GenBank genome assembly.